Molecule: messenger RNA, 1447 nt
Organism: Gossypium raimondii (Peruvian cotton)
Lineage: Eukaryota; Viridiplantae; Streptophyta; Magnoliopsida; Malvales; Malvaceae
Product: phosphoglycolate phosphatase 1A, chloroplastic
Exons: 11
Coding region: 62-1216 (384 amino acids)
Molecular function (GO): phosphatase activity
Source: RefSeq, a predicted model, not a curated record
CCACUUCAUAAAACUGAAAUAAAAAUUAUAGAAAAGAAAUUAAAAACAAAAGGAGGAGAAGAUGGCAACCAAAGCAGCAGUUUCAGUUUCAGUGGCAGCUUCUAUUACGGCUGCCUCAUCUUCAUCUUCGAAGUUUGUGAUCAAUACACCUCAUCGGUUCUUGUGUCUCAAAAGGUUGUCUUCUUUCAGCUCCUUUUCUGCUUCUGCUUUGGCCAUCAAAUGCACGAGUAUUAGCAAUUGCAGUCCCAACAAGUCUGCUAGAUCAAUGGAGGGUUUUACAACAAGAACAAGGGCAUCAGCUCAACCUUUGGAGAACGCCAGCGAGCUUAUCGCCUCCGUCGAGACUUUCAUCUUUGAUUGUGAUGGAGUUAUAUGGAAGGGUGAUAAAUUAAUAGAUGGAGUCCCUGAAACUCUUGAUAUGCUUCGGUCAAAGGGAAAGAGACUGGUUUUUGUCACGAACAACUCAACCAAAUCCAGGAAACAAUAUGGUAAAAAAUUUGAGACACUUGGCCUGAAUGUUAAUGAGGAGGAAAUUUUUGCAUCUUCAUUUGCUGCUGCUGCAUAUUUGAAGUCCAUUAAUUUCCCAAAAGAUAAAAAAGUUUAUGUCAUUGGUGAGGAUGGCAUCUUAAAGGAGCUUGAGCUUGCGGGAUUCCAAUACCUUGGUGGGCCGGUAUGCAAGCAUUUCAAUUUGCAUGAGGACGGUGGAAAGAAGAUAGAACUGAAGCCAGGGUUUUUAAUGGAGCAUGAUAAAGAUGUUGGGGCUGUUGUUGUUGGAUUUGAUCGAUACUUCAACUACUACAAAGUCCAGUAUGGGACACUUUGUAUCCGUGAAAAUCCUGGUUGUCUUUUCAUUGCUACAAAUCGUGAUGCUGUCACUCAUCUCACAGAUGCUCAGGAAUGGGCAGGUGGUGGUUCUAUGGUUGGUGCCAUCUGUGGAUCUACUCAACGUGAGCCACUUGUUGUGGGAAAGCCCUCAACUUUUAUGAUGGACUACCUCGCAAACAAAUUUGGCAUCCUCAAGUCACAGAUAUGCAUGGUUGGGGACAGAUUAGAUACUGACAUUCUGUUUGGGCAAAACGGUGGCUGCAAAACUCUUCUUGUUCUCUCAGGCGUGACAAGUUUGUCAAUGCUUCAAAGCCCCAGCAAUUCCAUUCAACCUGAUUUCUACACCAAUAAGAUCUCAGAUUUUCUUUCUAUCAAGGCUGCAACACUGUGAUGAUGCAAGGACUUUGUUUUCUCUUGCAUUACUAGUUUGCCAACUACUACCAUCAGAUAUAGUAGCCCUUUGCAAAUUCUAUUCUUUCUUCCAUUUUGUGGCCAUGCAAAAAUUUCUGUAUUAAGGGCAAUGGUUAAAAACAGUUUUAAAUUGUAUCAACGAAUGAUGCAAUGUAGAUUAUUCUUUCGCUAUUUGAAAAUUAUAACUGCAAAUUAUAAGGGGUUUUUUAAA